This is a messenger RNA of Durio zibethinus, 3962 nucleotides long. RefSeq lists its product as uncharacterized. Lineage: Eukaryota; Viridiplantae; Streptophyta; Magnoliopsida; Malvales; Malvaceae. The record is from RefSeq and is a predicted model, not a curated record. Gene Ontology annotation, cellular component: nucleus.
UUUUUUAAUUUAUUUCCUUUCAGUUCCGGUCCUUCCCUGUGCGAGGGAGAUGCCAUUUUCGUUUACCCCUGCGGACGCCAAGAGAGUCCUUCAGAUCAUCGUAUCAACAAAGGAUUAUAAUGUUUUCAGGGUUUAGGAUAAUAAUUAUGAAAGGCCGGACUCAUCGGGCUGAUCCCCACGACGACUGGGGAGACGAUUCAUGGACGGUGGACUGCAUCUGCGGCGUCAAUUUCGAUGACGGUGAAGAGAUGGUGAAGUGCGACGAGUGCGGUGUAUGGGUGCACACGCGUUGCUCGCGUUACACCAAGGGAGAAGAAUUGUUUGCCUGUGACAAGUGCAAGAGCAAGAGCAACCGUAACGACACCGAGGAAACGGAGGUGGCACAAUUGCUGGUUGAACUGCCUACAAAAACGGUUAGGAUAGAGAGUAGUUAUGUGGGCCAUGUGCCUCCCCCACGGCCCUUUAGGCUUUGGACUGAUAUCCCCAUGGAAGAGCGUGUUCAUGUUCAAGGGGUUCCGGGAGGGGAACCUGGUUUGGUUGGAGGGUUGUCUGGGGUUUUUACGCCGCAGUUAUGGAAAUGUACAGGGUACGUGCCUAAAAAGUUUAAUUUCCAGUAUAGGGAAUUCCCAUGUUGGGAUGAGAAAAAAGAAGAUGAUAGUAAAAAUGGUAAGCAAAUUGAGAUUGAGAAUGGGAAUCUGGUUGAUGGUGGUGCUGGAGUUCUGUUUUCCUUGUCCAAGGAGAGGGUGUUUGGUGCUCCAAUGUCUCCGAAUAAGGAUGCUUUAAAUGAAGGGAAGAAGAGUGAUGAUGAGGAUUUGGAUGGAAAACGUUGGCAGAAUGGGGCAAGGGAGGACAAGGGUGUUCUUCAGCCUGUUGUGGUACCCUCCAGUAAGCAGAAGAAAGACGACCUUGGGGGGUCCAAAGAUAAGAGUGCAAAGAAGAAGGCUAGAAAUGCUGCUGAGAAAGAAGCUUACGAAAAUAAGAGAGCUGUACAGUCCCAUAAGACAGUGUUUAGACCCAGCAGUGAUGCAAAACAAUUGGAAUUUUAUGAAGACAGAGGUCCGAAGUUUUUCAAGACUCAUGUUCAAAGUGUAAAGAACAAAAAUUUGAAAGACAAUUUGCUUCAAGAACACACAUCAGAUGGUAGCCUUGCAUUGAACCUUGUAGUUGAAAGGCCUAAGAACGACCUAGGGGAAAGGGAGUGUACCUCAGAGGUCUCAAUUCCUGGCAUGUCUGGACAUGAUUGUCCAAUUAGAAUUGAAGCAAAGGAUGAGAAAGCUGACCAUCAAUUUCCCACGGCUAUGAAGACCUCCGCAAAAUCUGAGGAUCUUGUUGCAUUGCCAUUAGAGCACAAAUAUCUUGGGAUAACUCCUGAUAAAGAAGUGGGUGAUAGCAUGGCAGUUGACAAAGGAGAUGGUGGUGUAGAAGGUUCUAAAAGAAGUCCUCAGGAGUAUCUGGUUAACAAUUUGGCUAGUACUGCCCUGGGAGUUCAGGGCAAUCAGAUUCUUAAAGAUUCUAAUUGCAUCAUGUCUCACAGUUUUGUUAAACCUGAUAUCGAGGUUAAAAGAGAAAUGAAUGAUGAUGAUGACUCUAAGGUUGUUUUAACUGCUGAACCUUCUCCUCCUGAUGAUACUAAAAAUAUAGAGACAUCUUUCCAUCAGACAUCAGAGACUUCCCAAAUGAAUGAUGCGGUCGGAGGCAGUUCACAAUUUUCUGACAGUAAGGUGAAGGUCAUUGAGUCAGAUAUUGUUGCUGAUUGUGGUUCUGAUAAAGCUAACAAGUUGUCUGGUGAUUGUUCGAUGCUAAAACGUGAUUUGGAGGGUUUAGAAGUUCCUGAGUUGGUGCAGAAAAGUUCUUCAGAAUCCAACCAUGUUCCUGGAUCUGCUGAAGAGCCUAAACCAAGUGCAAAUGUUGUAACCUCUGAAGAACAGUCUAUCCAGCGUAAAAUGGUAGUAUGUGUUGGAAAGUCACCUUCUACUUCAUCUGUUGCCAUAAUCCCCGUGUCAUCUAUUCCUGAUAACUCUAAACGUACAGAUACUCAGAAUUGUAAUCCUAGCACGGAGCAGCGGGUAAUGCCUGAUAAUAAUGUGAGCAUUAAGAAUGAUCAUGCUGCAAGUGAUGUACCUAGGGAUGAAGACAGACAUGACAUAUCUCGGAAGGCAGUAAAAGAGCGUCUAAAAUCCUCUGUUAGUUCUACUUCAAAAGUCUCACACCAAAGCAGGAUUUCACAUACUUCCAUUUCUAAAAGAACCAUAUCUGAAUCAAAAGAUUCUGUACCUUACUCAUCUUUAAAGGCAUCUUUGGUGCAGAAUACUUCAGCUACCUCAGUCUCUGGCGAGUCUGCUGGCUCACUGCAAAUUCAGUCUGCUUUGCAUGUCCAACAACAUAAGACAUCAGCUUCAUGUUUCCCACAGAAAAGUGAGAAGUUCAAUCAGUCAAGUACUAAGGUUACCCAUGCAUCAGCAGCGCAUCCUUUUGCACCAUCCAUUUCCCCUACUCUGAGUGAUGAAGAGCUUGCUUUACUUUUGCAUCAAGAACUUAAUAGUUCACCAAGAGUACCCCGUGUCCCACGUGUGUGGCAUGCUGGUAGCUUUCCUCAGCUGGCAUCUGCUACUGCAACAAGCAUGCUAAUAAAGCGCACAUCUAGCUCCGGAGGAAAGGAUCACAGUUUGGUUCCUAGAAGAAAAAAUAAGGAUGCAUCUAAAGAUGGCUCCCGUGUUUCUCGUGAUCUUGAUCAUGAGGCUAAAAGGACUGAUAAAGUGCCAUCUUCACCUGAUCAGGGUAAAGAUAUUGGAUCUGCCAUUCAUGCUUCUGCUAAAAGGGAUUGCAAGAACAUAUCUUCCGCGCCUACCACAACCACAAAUAGUGGCCCUUCUUCUUCCACUGAAGUUCAUGAUCAAAAUUUGUCAUCUAUUCGCAGUUCACCUAGGAAUUUAUCUGACGAUGACACAGGCACAAUUCCUGGUUCUAUACCUCGUACUUUACCUGGCUUGAUAAAUGAGAUUAUGAGCAAAGGCAGGCGAACGACAUAUGAAGAACUUUGUAAUUCAGUGCUGCCGCACUGGCCUAACUUGAGGAAACAUAAUGGAGAACGCUAUGCAUAUUCUAGUCAUUCUCAAGCUGUUCUUGAUUGCCUAAGAAAUCGACAAGAAUGGGCUCAGUUAGUUGAUCGUGGCCCCAAGCAGACUAAUUCAAGUAGGAAAAGGCGCAAGGCUGAUCCUGAAGAAUCAGAGGAUAAUGAAUGCUGCAAGGGAAGAAGUAGGAAGGAGGUAGAAAGCAAAAGCCUCGAGUCACAGAAAGAAGAGUUUCCCAAGGGCAAACGGAAAGCAAGGAAGCGAAGGCGACUGGCUUUGCAAGGAAGAGGAAUAAAAGAUGUCCAAAGGAGAAGGAAGACAGAUUUCAGUGAUGAUGAUGCUGGGCCCUUCUCUAAUUCCAGUGAGGAGAGCAUGUUCAGUGAGGAUGAGAUCCAAGGUGGCACAGCUUGUCCCGUGGGAAGCGAGGCCUCAGCCAGCUCAGAUGAGACCAUGUAACUUGAGGCGUAUCGAUUCUUGGUUUCAACUGAUUUCCGGAGAUGAGGAAAUGGAUUCAGUUUUAACAUUUGGACAGUGGUCUUCUUGUGUUUGCUGAUAGUGAGUCCAUCUUCCAUGCGCGGAUCUUUUGAGAUGAUUCUCUGUAUGCAGUGACUCCACUUUUUGUGCGGCAAUGGGUCAAUAAUACCACACCAGCGAUUCGCUAUUGGCUUUGAAGAGUUGCUAGGCCUGCUGAGUGAGUGGUAGUGCCGGUUGUUCUUGUGCUCCGAUUAGUAAAUGUAAAACUAGUGUGGAUAGACUUAUUUUUUGGUACUAUUACGUGCCUACAACAAGUUUCAAGAAAAGUCUUAGUAAUCUGAGAUUACAUUUUACACGAACAAGUAAAAGCUACCAUCACAAUUAUAUAUAUUACAAUGUGUUCGUAAUAACCAAUGA